CUCCUUUUUCUCUCUCUACCCAUUAAAAACUGGACUCCUUCCUCUCCUCUCCACUUUCUCAUUAGCCUUUUUGUAGAGCUCUGGUUUUCUCUCUCUCAGCUCUCUCUCUGUAGAGCUCUAGAGAAAGAAAAUUUUCUGGCCAUCCUUCAUUGCCCCUCCAGCACACGGCUCUCUCUCUCUCUCUCUCUCUCUCUCUCACUCUGCUUUUUCUUUUUUCCUUCUAGUUUUGGCUCCUUCUUCUUCUCUCUGCUUCAGCCAUAUUUAUAAACUAGAUACAUAUUUCUUGUUGCACUACAGAGAAGGCAGGGGAUAGACUUUUUGGGUUUCUUUUCUUUUUGAAAUUUGUUCUGGGUUAGUUUGAAAGUUUGAAGCUUUGUAUAGAUACCAUUGAUUGAUUGAUUGAUUUGAAAAAAAACAGGGGAGGUGAGAAAAUGGGGAAGUCUGUAGUGGGUUAUUGUGGCCUUUUCCUGACUCUGCUUCUGGUUUGUGUAUCUGGGUUCCACCAUGGGAACUUGCCUGUUAUCCCCUUUGAUGAAGGCUACACCCAGCUUUUUGGGGAAGACAAUCUGGUUGUUCACAGGGAUGGGCAUACCGUCCACUUAUCUCUUGAUGAAAGAACAGGGUCUGGAUUCGUUUCGCAGGACCUUUACUUACACGGCUACUUCAGUGCUUCCAUUAAGCUCCCUGCAGAUUACACUGCUGGAGUUGUGGUUGCUUUCUAUAUGUCCAAUGGCGAUACAUACGAGAAGAACCAUGAUGAGAUUGACUUCGAGUUCUUGGGGAACAUUAGGGGAAAAGAUUGGAGGAUACAAACAAAUAUAUAUGGCAAUGGAAGCACAGCCCUUGGCAGAGAAGAGAGAUAUAGCCUUUGGUUUGAUCCUGCCGAUGACUUCCAUCGAUACUCCAUUCUCUGGACUGAUUCCCGUAUCAUGUGAGAGCUCUUGCCUAUUGUCCAUUGUUCAAUUUCGCAGCUGAUGGCCUUGAUUGAUUAUGAUGAUGAGUAUUUCUUAACAUUGCGUUGUUUUGUGAUGUUGAUUGUCUGGUGGAGAAGAGAUAAAAGUUGUUUUCUUUUUACCAUUUUUACAUGGGUCCUGUUUUGUUAAGAAACUAGCACACACAUUGCUCAACUGUAAAUUUCCUGUUUGUAGCAAGUCUGUGUAGGCUGAUUAGCUCAUUGUCUUGUGUUUGUUUCCUGAGAAAAGGAAUAGGAAAGUUACAUGUCUACACGUUUUGAAUUAUACGUUUAGAUUGCACGCAAGAUCCUCUUUUGUGCAAGCUGUUGUUAAAACAGUCCAACACACAGAACAUGGUAUGCAUUUUUUGUGAUGUGGGGAUGUUGAAAGUGAAAGUUCUGCUAGUACUUGGUAGUUGGUACACUCCGAAAGUACACCUUUCAUGAUACCGGCUUCUCUCUCGCUGCAGAUUCUACGUGGAUGAUGUUCCGAUUCGAGAAGUGGUGAGAACCGCCACGAUGGGUGGAGAUUUCCCAUCGAAGCCAAUGUCUCUGUACGCGACGAUAUGGGAUGGAUCGGACUGGGCCACCAACGGAGGGAAGUACAGGGUGAACUACAACUACGCACCUUACACUACCGAGUUCUCCGACUUUGCCCUCCAUGGCUGCGCCGCUGAUCCCACAGAACACUCCACCACGACAUGCGACACCACCUACACCACGUUACUGAAAGCCGUAGCAAUCUCAGGCUCGCAGAGGACCAGGAUGGACAGGUUCAGGACCAAGUACAUGACGUACUCCUACUGCUACGACCGUGUUCGAUACAAGGUCCCACUGCCCGAAUGCGUGAUCAGCCCGCAAGAAGCUCAGCAUCUGAAGUCGUUCGAUCCAGUUACAUUCGGUGGAGGUAGGCCCCGCCACCACGGGAGGAGGCACCGGAGGAGCCACAGAGCAGCCGCAGCAGUCAAUGGUGAGGCCAUUUCUAUGUGAGAAUAAAACACCCAGAACAAAUGAAGCAUGUUUUGGCCAGAAUGGAAUAAUGGAAUGUGUGUCUUGGGGUACAUUCAUGAAUGUGGAUGGGUGAUGGUGGUGGGGAAGGUGGGAUUUUGGUGUUUGAUUCUGUUGGUUCAGAAUAGUAUUGUUUUUUUGUUUGUGAAUAGAGAUGAAAGAAAGAGCAUAGAUUCUUGAGAGAGUGGUUUGUGGUGGUGGGAGGAGAAUGGAGAUAUUCAUGGUUUUCAUAUUAUUAUAAAUUUCUAUAUGGGUUAUGUGUAUAGAUUGAUAGUUUAAUCUUCCUUUUCUUAUUUUUUCUUGCUGUUGAUCCAUUUUUUAUGUUGCAUUGUGCUUUUUUGUUGGUGGGUAAUGAAUGAAUAAAGAAAGAAAGGUCUAUAGAAUUUAUUUAUUUCCCAA
This is a messenger RNA of Linum tenue, 2359 nucleotides long. NCBI's taxonomy places the organism in Eukaryota, Viridiplantae, Streptophyta, Magnoliopsida, Malpighiales, Linaceae. The record is from the annotation of a GenBank genome assembly.